CUCUGCCAUGGACGGACACCUUGCGUUCGGUUACAAAGUCACAUACCAGUGGGUUCUCAACCGUGCCAAAGAGAUUGGUAUAGAACCCGAAGACGAUUCCGCUAGAGCGAGAACAGACGUCAUGAUGAAGUUGCUAACUAAGCUCGCAAUACGGGUUGGCUUGUUACGGCAGGUACGACCGAUCUCCGUCAAAGGCAAAGACGUUAUUGCCUUCUGCAUCGCCUCCACUGACCCCGGCGACGGGCUACCCCGGAGAGUGACGGAUGCCGACAAGGUUGAGAAGCUCAGGCAGCUGGUUGGCGCAGACGGGCCUCCGAACUGGUGGCGGCAGGAUUAGCAAGAUAGUCCGCUCGGCUCUGGUGUGAGUGGCGCACCCGAUACUUAGUAAACGAUUCACUUAUACAUUGUUGUUGCUCUGAUAGUAUACUACUGUCUGUACCGCCGUGCCCAGCGUUUCCGUCUCGUGCUGCAGCCGUUGUGCUCUGCACGUUGGCCUAUCCUAAUUUUGUUUGUGCUCGUCCACCCGCGCUAUUCUCUCCCCUCCUGCGGUUAUCCGUUUAUGAAAAGAGGAACGAGCAUGUUCACGGCGUGGUGUACCCGUAAGCUUCUUGUAGACAUAGAUUGCGUAUUAAGUCAUGUAAUUAGUGACGUUUUGUUGGGCAAUUGCCAUGGCAAGUCCUAUAUCAGCCAACUUUGACAGUGGCGGGU
Phanerochaete carnosa HHB-10118-sp is the source of this 708-nucleotide messenger RNA. RefSeq lists its product as uncharacterized. Bases 8 to 337 code for a protein of 109 amino acids. The record is from RefSeq and is a predicted model, not a curated record. Lineage: Eukaryota; Fungi; Basidiomycota; Agaricomycetes; Polyporales; Phanerochaetaceae. The transcript has a single exon.